GUAGAAUUACUAGUUGAAGUUACAUCGCCAAAGACGGAAGGAGCGAGACGUUGCGUGACGCAGACAACAAUUGUUUACCCAAAUUCCGUAUUUACGCGUAAUUAUCGUCUAAUAUCAAAACAAUAGCGUAUAUUGCGCAUAUUUUGUUGUUUUCUAACAGCGCACGACGUAAACAAACCGGUGUCAAACGUUAAAGUUUAGCGUUACGUUACAGCGGAGAGGAUAGUUAACCGAGCGGACUGAGCUAACGUAGCUAAGGUAACGCUAGCUGUUAUCGCCAACAUGAGAGGGGGUUCCUCCUAUGGAGACAGGGGCCAGGGACGAGACAGGCCACGGUUUGGGGCAAUGAGCGGUCGCAGUGGACCCCCACCAAUGAAGUUUGGGAAUCCAGGGGAGCGUCUCCGCAAGAAGAAGUGGAACCUGGACGAGCUGCCAAAAUUUGAGAAGAACUUCUAUGCUGAACACCCUGAGGUCCAACACAUGAGUCAGCAUGAAAUGGAAGAGUUUCGCAGAAAGAAGGAGAUCACCGUCAGAGGGACUAACUGUCCAAAGGCAAUGCCCGCUUUCCACCAGGCACAGUUUCCUCAGUAUGUGAUGGAUGUGCUGAUGCAUCAGAACUUCAAGGAGCCAACAGCAAUCCAGUGUCAGGGCUUCCCUGCAGCUCUGAGUGGCAGGGACCUGGUGGGGAUCGCACAGACCGGCUCCGGAAAAACACUGGCUUAUCUUCUUCCUGCUAUUGUACACAUCAACCACCAGCCCUAUCUGGAGAGGGGAGAUGGCCCAAUUUGUCUGGUGGUUGCCCCGACCAGAGAGCUGGCUCAGCAGGUUCAGCAGGUCGCAUUUGAGUAUGGCAAGUCCUCCCGUAUCAAGAGCACCUGUGUCUAUGGUGGAGCACCCAAAGGACCACAGAUUCGAGACCUUGAGAGGGGUGUUGAGAUCUGUAUUGCUACACCUGGUCGCCUCAUUGACUUCUUGGAGAGCGGGAAAACUAACCUGCGGCGCUGCACCUACCUAGUGCUGGAUGAGGCUGACCGCAUGCUGGACAUGGGCUUUGAGCCACAGAUUCGCAAGAUAGUUGAACAAAUCAGGCCUGAUAGACAGACUCUGAUGUGGAGCGCAACCUGGCCGAAGGAUGUUCGGCAGCUUGCCGAGGACUUCCUGAGGGACCACGUCCAGAUUAAUGUUGGCGCGCUGGAGCUCAGUGCCAACCACAACAUCCUGCAGAUUGUCGAUGUCUGCAAUGAGACUGAAAAGGACCAGAAACUUUUUCAGCUGAUGGAGGAGAUAAUGGCUGAGAAAGAGAACAAAACCAUCAUCUUUGUGGAGACUAAGAAGCGUUGUGAUGAUCUUACCAGGAGGAUGAGGCGGGACGGGUGGCCAGCCAUGUGUAUCCAUGGAGACAAGAGCCAGCCAGAAAGAGACUGGGUACUUGCAGAAUUUCGGAAUGGUAAAGCUCCCAUACUGAUUGCUACCGAUGUGGCCUCUCGUGGUCUGGAUGUGGAAGAUGUCAAGUUUGUCAUCAACUAUGACUAUCCCAACUCCUCUGAGGAUUAUGUCCACCGUAUUGGACGUACGGCCCGCAGUACCAACAAGGGCACUGCCUACACUUUCUUCACCCCAGGGAACAUGCGGCAGGCCCGAGACCUUGUCCGGGUGCUGGCGGAGGCCCGGCAGGCCAUCAACCCUAAACUGCAUCAACUCGUGGAUUCAGGGCGUGGUGGUGGAGGAGGAGGUGGCAGAAUGCGUUACCGUAACAGCAACUCCAGCAACAACCCUAAUCACAUGUUCCAGGGGGAAUGUGACCGCCGCAUGAACGCUGGUGGGGGCGGCAACAAAGACAGCCGCAGUGGCUUCGGCCGUGACGGCCGCAACAACCGCGAUGGGGACCGCUCCACUCCCUCCUACAGGGGGGACCGAAGCCGGGAUAACAGGAACAACUACAACCAGGGCUCAGAUCAGUACCAGAGUUACAGCGGCAGCGGGGGCUACAACUCCCGUAGCGGAGGCCAAUCCGGCGGAGGCCAGAAUCAGUUAAGCCAGCCACCACAGGGUCAGUUUAGCCAGCCUCCUCCUGCUCCUCCUCCAUCAUCAGGGGGGCCGCAGCCCCUGAUGUCUCAUCCGUAUGCCCCACCCCAGCCAGCGCUCAUGGGCUUCAUGGGGCAACCGUCUUACGCUUUUGCUUCUCCAACCCCUGUCCCUCCGGUCCCUCCACCUGCCCGGAAGUAGAAUUAUGAGCAAGAAGUUGAUUUGCGCUUUGUUUUUACUCUCCAACUCUUGUCAUCUCCAAGAGACGGGGGUUUGAAAAGGUAUAUAUCUAAGGAGGUAAGGGCUUAUAUUUUCUAUUUUUUUCGUACUUUUUAAUACACCUAAACCUCAAACUUUUCCCCUUCAUGUUUUCAACCUCAGCUUUCACUCCCCAGAGUCUAUACAGUUACUCUCUCCCAUGUACCUCGGCAGAACAAGUUUUUUGUGUUUUCAUUUCAAUCGAACACUACAGCAGUGGAUUUCACCAAUUUGUUGUUUGUGUCAUACAUCAGCUGUCUUAGCAUUUGGUUAGAAUGAAAACUAGCAUUUAUUAGUAUUUCUAAUAUGUACCGUCCCAUUCCAGAGCCGCGUCCUGCUCUAACAUCUUUGACUUUUUUUGUUUGAGGUUUUGCCUAGCAGUAUAUUCAAAUUUUUGCAUUGAUUUUGGGUUUGUGUUAUUCUAAACACUGAAGCAAUGCAUCUGAUUUGUGAAUCUUCUUCCAUUGUUUUGAUACCAUACAACCACUAUUUUAGUUUUUUUAGUGUAAUGUACUGUCACACUAGGUUUAGAUAUAGUUUCUCUCUUUUUCCUGUUCUGUAGGAAGUCAAAACUGCUGUGUUUCUAUUUACCUGUAACUGCUUAAGUCACAUAUUGCUUUAAUAAGUUGAUCAGCUAAUGCAGACAUAUUUUAAUGUGGAACAAUUCAAAUUGCAGUUUGUUUCUUGUUUCCUCUUUCAUUCAUUGCGUUCUUUUUUUCUUAAUAAAUAAAAGAAUCAAAGCAG
Sebastes umbrosus (honeycomb rockfish) is the source of this 3027-nucleotide messenger RNA. RefSeq names its product probable ATP-dependent RNA helicase DDX17. Gene Ontology annotation, cellular component: cytoplasm; ribonucleoprotein complex; nucleus. Gene Ontology annotation, molecular function: RNA binding; RNA helicase activity; ATP binding. The coding region runs from base 283 to 2226 and encodes 647 amino acids. Gene Ontology annotation, biological process: alternative mRNA splicing, via spliceosome. NCBI's taxonomy places the organism in Eukaryota, Metazoa, Chordata, Actinopteri, Perciformes, Sebastidae. The transcript has 13 exons. The record is from RefSeq and is a predicted model, not a curated record.